Bubalus bubalis (water buffalo) is the source of this 3783-nucleotide messenger RNA. RefSeq names its product signal-induced proliferation-associated 1 (gene SIPA1). NCBI's taxonomy places the organism in Eukaryota, Metazoa, Chordata, Mammalia, Artiodactyla, Bovidae. Bases 416 to 3541 code for a protein of 1041 amino acids. The record is from RefSeq and is a predicted model, not a curated record. Gene Ontology annotation, biological process: regulation of small GTPase mediated signal transduction; epithelial cell morphogenesis; establishment of epithelial cell polarity. The transcript has 17 exons. Gene Ontology annotation, cellular component: plasma membrane; cytoplasm; Golgi apparatus. Gene Ontology annotation, molecular function: protein binding; GTPase activator activity.
CCGCCCCCAGGCGGAGCCGGCGCCGGGAGCCGCCGCUGGAGAGCAGGCAGCGGGACCCCAGCGCCGGAGGAGGCGGCCGGGCGGGAGCCCCAGAGGCAGGGCCACAGAAGCCUGCAGGAGGGUGAGCCCAGACCCGUCCAUCAGGUUGGGGUGACCGAGGUCCCAUGACUGAGCUGGUGUGACCCCAGCACCUUCCUCAGGAUGUGGGGCCGGGCAGGGGGCUGGGCCCAGAGCUGGGGCCACUUCCUGCACUGAAGGAAGUCCUCCUGCUGUCCCUGCUGACCUGCCACUGCCCCCUGGGAACCCCUUCGUCCUUCAGGGCAGGAACCGGCCUGCCGGCUGGGCACCAACCACCCGCGCCCGCCAAUGCGGCCCGGCACCCGGAGAGCCAGGUCCCCAGGUCCGAGGCGCGCCCAUGUGGGCCGGCGGCGGCGUGGGGAGCCCUCGGCGGGGCCCGGCCCCUGCGCCCACUGAUGACCUCUUCGCCCGCAAGCUGCGCCAGCCGGCCCGGCCCCCGCUGACGCCGCACACCUUCGAGCCCAGGCCGACCCGGGGCCCGCUCGUGCGCAGCGGCAGCGAUGCAGGCGAGGCUAGGCCCCCGACGCCGGCCAGCCCUCGUGCCCGCGCCCACAGCCACGAGGAGGCCAGCCGCCCCGCCGCGCCCCCGGCCCGAUUCUUCUCCGACCCGCUGGCACUGUUGGGGCUGCCGGCGGAGGAGCCGGAGCCUGAGUUCCCGCCGGUGCCUGAGCCGCGCUGCUUCGCCCACUAUGACGUGCAGAGCCUGCUCUUUGACUGGUCUCCAAGGCCCCGGGGACCAGGGGCGCAGGCGGAGGCCAGCUCUGGGACCCCCGCCGCGGCUCAGGACCAGACUGCUAGCUCGGACUUGCUGCUCGAGGCGCCUGGCUUUGUGAGCGAGCUCGGGGGCGAAGGCGAGCUGGGCCUGGGGGGGCCAGUGUCUCCACCUGUGCCCCCGUCACUGCCCAACGCGGCCGUGUCCGUCUUGGAGGAGCCGCAGAACCGGACCUCCGCCUACAGCUUGGAGCACGCAGACCUGGGCGCCGGCUACUACCGCAAGUACUUCUAUGGCAAAGAACACCAGAACUUCUUUGGCCUGGACGAGGCGCUGGGCCCGGUGGCAGUGAGCCUGCGGCGGGAGGAGAAGGACAGCAGCGGAGGGGGCACUCUGCACAGCUACCGCAUCAUCGUGCGGACCACGCAGCUCCGGACCCUCCGAGGCACCAUCUCAGAGGACGCGCUGCCGCCAGGGCCCCCCCGAGGCCUGUCCCCGAGGAAGCUUCUAGAGCAUGUGGCCCCGCGGCUGAGCCCCACCUGCCUGCGCCUGGGCUCAGCUUCACCCAAGGUGCCUCGCACGCUGCUCACGCUGGACGAGCAAGUGCUGAGCUUCCAGCGCAAGGUGGGCAUCCUGUACUGCCGGGCGGGCCAGGGCUCAGAGGAGGAGAUGUACAACAACCAGGAGGCAGGACCCGCCUUCAUGCAGUUUCUCACCCUGCUGGGCGACGUGGUGCGGCUCAAAGGCUUUGAGAGCUACCGGGCCCAGCUGGACACCAAAACGGAUUCCACAGGCACGCACUCCCUCUACACCACGUACCAGGACCAUGAGAUCAUGUUCCACGUAUCCACGAUGCUGCCGUACACCCCCAAUAACCAGCAGCAGCUCCUGCGGAAGCGCCACAUCGGCAACGACAUUGUGACCAUCGUGUUCCAGGAACCAGGCAGCAAGCCCUUCUGCCCCACCACCAUCCGCUCACACUUCCAGCACAUAUUCCUAGUGGUACGGGCGGAGGCGCCCUGCACUCCGCACACCUCCUACAGGGUGGCCGUGAGCCGCACCCAGGACACGCCGGCCUUCGGGCCAGCUCUGCCGCCUGGCGGAGGUCCCUUCGCGGCCAACGCCGACUUCCGGGCCCUCCUGCUGGCCAAGGCGCUCAAUGGCGAACAGGCGGCGGGCCACGCACGCCAGUUCCACGCCAUGGCCACGCGCACACGGCAGCAGUACCUGCAGGACCUGGCCACCAACGAGGUGACCACCACGUCGCUGGACUCGGCGUCGCGCUUCGGCCUGCCUUCCCUGGGCGGGAGACGGCGGGCAGCCCCCCGGGGCUCAGGCGCUGAGCUGCAGGCGGCAGGCGCGCUGGUGUGGGGCGUGCGCGCGGCGCCUGGGGCGCGGGGCGCGGCCGGAGCCGAGGCAGGCAGUUCCGACGGCGCCGAGGUGCCCUGCCUGCUGGGCAUCUCGGCCGAGGCGCUGGUAUUGGUGGCGCCGCGCGAUGGCCGGGUAGUCUUCAACUGCUCCUGUCGCGACGUGCUGGCCUGGACCUUCUCCGAGCAGCGGCUCGACCUGUACUACGGCCGCGGGGAGGCGAUCACGCUGCGGUUCGACGGGCCCCCUGGCCAAGCCGUUGGCGAGGUCGUGGCGCGCCUGCAGCUGGUGAGUCGGGGCUGCGAGACCCGCGAGCUGGCACUGCCUCGCGACGGCCAAGGCCGCCUGGGCUUCGAGGUGGACGCCGCCGGCUUCAUCACGCACGUGGAGCGCUUCACGUUCGCCGAGACGACGGGGCUGCGGCCUGGGGCGCGCCUGCUGCGCGUGUGCGGCCAGACUCUGCCCAGCCUCUGCCCCGAGGCCGCUGCCCAGCUGCUGCGCUCGGCGCCCAAGGUCUGCGUCACCGUCCUGCCCCCCGACGACAGCGGCCGGCCCCGCAGGAGCUUCUCGGAGCUGUACACACUGUCUCUGCAGGAGCCUAGCCGGCGGGGGGCUGCAGAGCCGGUGCAGGAUGAGGCCCCCGCCGAGGCCCUACUGCCCGACACGAAGCAGCUGCUGCAAGUGUGCCUGAAUGACAGCGGUAGUCCUCCAGGGCCUGGGGACCUGGCGGAGGAGAGGACCGAGUUCCUGCACAGCCAGAACCCGCCGUCACCCAGCAGCUCCCUGUCCGAUGAGGCCCCGGUCCUGCCCAACACCACCCCAGACCUCCUCCUCGCCACCACAGCCAAGCCGGCAGCACCCAGUGAGGGUAGGGAGACACCCCCCACUCAGGACGGGCCAGGCAGCCCCGGUGGCUUUGAGGACAAGGACGAACCGGCCCCAGAGCUGAGGGCCUCCUUUUUGCCACGAACCUUGUCUCUGAGGAACUCUAUCAGCAAAAUCAUGUCUGAGGCGGGCAGCGAGACCCUGGAAGACGAGUGGCAGUCCAUCUCGGAGAUCGCCUCCACUUGCAACACCAUCCUGGAGUCGCUCUCCCGGGAGGGACAGCCCAUCCCCGAGCGCGGAGAUGCCAAGGGAACUCCGAAGUCUGAUGCUGAGCCAGAACCCAGGAGCCUGUCUGAGAAGGUCUCUCACCUGGAGUCCAUGCUCAGGAAGCUGCAGGAUGACCUGCAGAAGGAGAAGGCAGACAGGGCGGCCCUGGAGGAGGAGGUGCGGAGCCUGCGGCACAACAACCGGCGGCUGCAGGCCGAGUCGGAGAGUGCGGCCACCCGCCUGCUCUUGGCCUCCAAGCAGCUGGGCUCCCUGGCCACCGACCUGGCCUGAGCCGUCAGGCAGGCCUCAGCCUGGCUGCCCAUUUGCUGGAACUGCCCGGCUGCUCAGGGCCCCUGGGCCGCACAAACUGGGCCCUCCUCAGGAACUCUCCCUGCGCGAGGCGCGUCUUAGCACUGCCCCACUCCCCGGCCCGUUAUUCGGUGACACAGUUGCCCUCACCCCACCCAUUUGUAAAUAUUCUGUGGAGAAAAGGGGACUUCAGGGAAUAAAGAAGCCACUGCUCUUUGUGUCUA